ACCCUAGCCUAUGGAAUAGAAUAGAAUGUUUGAAUGGCCAAGACGUUAUUUUUGGUCGAUACAUUUUUUCAGAAAAAAAAUCAAUUAUUCAUGUUUGAUCUAGUAGAAUUUUUGUCAACAUUUUGUUGAAAUGAUCGGAAGUUAGUGCAGGAAAUGGAAUUCCGAGAUUUGCAGUCGUAUGCACGGUGGCUCAACACAUUGAAAAAUCCAGGUUCGAUUUUGCAAGGGAAGCAGCUCCACUUAGUUCUCCUCAAAAAGGGCGUUCUAUCUGCGCUUUCGAUUGGUAAUCGUCUCGUGCAGAUGUACGCAAGGUGUGGUAGAAUGGGGGACGCCCGGAACCUGUUCGACGAAAUGCCUCAAAAAAACUGCUUCACUUGGAACGCACUUCUCGAAGGCUACGCCAAGUCAGGGAGCAGUAAUGGCGGUCUGUUGGACCUUUUUAUGUCAAUGCCGAUCAGGGACGAAGUCUCGUGGAACACAGUGGUGUCUGGCCUGGUCAGGGACGGCGACUUGGAUGGUGCACGGAAGGUGUUCGAUGAAAUGCCGAGGAAGACUUGCAUUGCCUGGAACACGAUGAUUCAUGGUUAUGCGAAGAAUGGUGGGUCGUGGAUGGCUUUAAGGUUGUUCAAGGAGUUUUUGAAGUGGGAAUUUGGAGGCAGCGUCGGAGUUUUCGGAUGGGAUCCGUUUAUUUUGGCGACUGUUGUCGGAGCUUGUUCGGAUACGGGAGGAUUGGAUAUCGGGAAGCAAGUUCAUGCUCGGAUGAUAAUCGAUCGUGUCGAAUUUGAUUGUGUUUUGCGAAGUGCCCUCACGAAUAUGUAUGGGAAGUGUGGCGAUUUGGACUCGGCGGCACGAGUUUUGAGCGCGAUGGAGGAUCCGGAUGAUUACUCUCUGUCGUCGUUGAUAUCGAGCUACACGAGCUUCGGCAGAAUGGAUGAUGCUAAGAGAAUUUUUGGGCUUAAAUCUAAUCCUUGUGUUGGAUUAUGGAAUAGUUUAAUUUCGGGAUACGUCGCUAACGAUGAUCCGGCGGAGGCGCUGAUUUUAUUUGGCGAAAUGAACAGUCGAGGAGUCGUGGGCGAUUGCUCGACGUUUUCUAGCGUUCUGAACGCUUGCAGCGACGUCGGUGUUAUUCGAAACUGCAUUCGCCUGCACAGUUUUGCUUAUAAGCUCGGGAUUUUAAACGACAUUGGCGUCACGAGCGCGUUAAUUGACGCGUAUGCGAAGUGCGGGAGUUCAACCGAUGCUUGCGUCUUGUUCAGCGACGUCAAAUCUUUCGAUACGAUUCUACUAAACUUGAUGAUCACGGUUUAUUCGAACUGUGGCAGAAUCAACGAGGCGAAGCGCGUGUUCGGUGGCAUGAAAUCAAAAAGCUUGAUCUCGUGGAAUGCUAUGAUCGUCGCUCUGAAUCAGAACGGUUACCCGAUGGAAGCGUUGACGUUUUUUCACGAGAUGAACGUGAACGGCUUGAGAAUGGACAAAUUCAGCCUCGCCGCCGCCGUCGCCGCGUGCGCGAGCGUCCCGUUGCCGGAGUUCGGCGAACAAAUUUUCGCCCGGUCCAUCGCGGUUGGCUUGAAUACGAAUCGCGUCGUGGCGACGUCGAUCAUCGACUUCUACUGCAAGAUUGGCUCGAUCGAGCUCGCUCGAAAAGUGUUCGACCAAAUGACGAACCCGGACGAGGUCUCGUGGAACUCGAUGCUGAUGGGAUACGCGACGAACGGAUACGGACACGACGUCUUGGCGCUGUUUCGUGAAAUGACGCGUAACGGCGCGACGCCGUCGAAAAUCACGUUCACGGCGGUUCUAUCCGCGUGCGAUCAUUGCGGGCUCGUGGACGACGGGAUGGAGUGGUUUCUCCGGAUGAAGCGCGACUACGAUAUCGAUCCGGAGAAAGAACACUACUCGUGCAUGAUCGAUCUUUUGGCGAGGGCGGGUCGACUUCAAGAAGCUAUCGGGCUGAUCGACGAGGUCCCCCCGGGGGCGAAUUCAAACAUGUGGUCCGCGGUUCUUCGGGGGUGCGCGGAGUACGGCGACCACGCGCUAUCGAAGAAGGUUGCCGAGAGAAUUACGGAGGUCGACGGAGAAAACUCGGGUGCCCUAAUUCAGUUUUCGCGCGCAAUGGCGUCCGCCGGAGAGUGGACGGAGUCGGAAAUGGUCCGGCGGGCGAUGCGCGAACAAAAUGUCGCCGGAAAAACCGCCGGCCGGAGCUGGUGUGGUAUUUGAAGGAAAAUGAGGACUGAAUAAUGGUAAAAUUAUUUUAUUUUGACAAAGGAUAAUUUAUUGAUUUUUGUGUAUUAAUAGUGAAUAUUUCUCAUAAAUAUGUUCAAAUUUUGGUCGAAUUGUACACUUGAAACAAUGGAAAGAUUAAUUGAUGGAAGAGAUUGUAAUG
Andrographis paniculata is the source of this 2383-nucleotide messenger RNA. Its product is annotated as putative pentatricopeptide repeat-containing protein At1g77010, mitochondrial. The transcript has a single exon. The record is from RefSeq and is a predicted model, not a curated record. Gene Ontology annotation, molecular function: protein binding; RNA binding. Gene Ontology annotation, biological process: RNA modification. Lineage: Eukaryota; Viridiplantae; Streptophyta; Magnoliopsida; Lamiales; Acanthaceae. Bases 154 to 2217 code for a protein of 687 amino acids.